Geodia barretti is the source of this 803-nucleotide messenger RNA. The record is from the annotation of a GenBank genome assembly. Lineage: Eukaryota; Metazoa; Porifera; Demospongiae; Tetractinellida; Geodiidae.
CAGUAGCCUUACAAAGUGGAAGAAAUAAUGUCCCCUCGGCUGGUUGUUGCAGCUGCAAAGAGACCUCGGGGAGUGGUGGCAGUACCAGCAGUAGUAGUAGUGGGCUCCACGUAGCAGGAUCCGUCGUGUAUAUAUACCUGCGAGAGGCUCGGAACCCCAAAGACUCACCGUCACCCCCUGUGCCUCUCCCGGCGAGCUGGGGUCCGCGAGCUGCUUCUCUGUUGUCGUCGUGACCUUCAGUUUGGUUCUCUCGGUGCCAGUUAACCGCACCCUGCCCGUUCACAUCAUCUCCAGCUGUUAAAGCCCUCUGCAACCGUCCGCCCUCGUGCGUAAUAAGCAAGCUCUUUGAGAUGGAGGUGUCGUCCAGAAACGUUUCGGAGGCUCCAUCAUCCGCUCCUGCAACAAGCAAUCUUUUCCAGGGUUACCAGAUGCAGAUUGGUGAAGGUGAGAGUGCGUUGUCGUGGCAACUGUCGAGUGGGCUAACGUGGAGGAAGAAGAUAUGGCCGAGAGUGGCGUACCCUCGCUCCCUUCACAGAUGGAAUACCGUUGAGGAGAUUUUGAGCUACUUGAUCAGUUUCGAAUCGCACAAGCAGUGGAUUACAACAGAGGUUCCAGUCAAGCCACCAUCAGGAACAAUCCUUUUCUUCAACAGAACUAAGACAAAGAACUACAGGAGUGACGGUUACGACUGGAAGACUAGGAAGAGCAAUCCCUCUAUACGAGAGGACAGAAUGAAGCUGAAAGUCUGCGGAAUGCAGGUCGGCAGCCCCAACCUGUCCCUUUCACUUCCCUUAACACUUAAA